Messenger RNA from Arabidopsis arenosa, 3442 nucleotides. The record is from the annotation of a GenBank genome assembly. NCBI's taxonomy places the organism in Eukaryota, Viridiplantae, Streptophyta, Magnoliopsida, Brassicales, Brassicaceae.
CAAAAUGUAGGAGAAUAAAGUGGAGUGGGCUAGAUUUUAUUUAGACUGUCAAUGGCGAUUAUUUGGGCGAUUUAUUUACAGUUAUUUUCAAGUCAUCUUCCAGAGAAGAUUUUGACGGUUUUCUUCGCCGGAGUGGGUCGGUUGCCUCUCUCCCACUACCGAGCAGUUUCUCCCGGCAAAGUAGCGAAAGCUUUGCACGAUGUAGCGGUUGAUUCUAGAUGGGCACAGAUCUAUUUAAGGAUGCGAUUCGGAGUAUCUUCAUCUUCACUUGCAAAUCUGAAUCCUCCAAACUUCUACCCUCUUCGAUACUAUCUCUCCUGGUUUCUAAUGGCCGACAACCUUCGCCGGGCUCUCCAACACAUCAACCUGGGGAUCGAUGAAGCCCCUUUCGCUCUUCCACAAGACAUUGUUCAACAGGCGGCUGCAGAAAACCGAUUCUGCCUAAUCGGGAAACCACUGAUGCCAAGGAAACAGAACCUCCGUCAGAUCAUUGCGACAUUACCCCGUUCAUGGGGAUUGGUUGGUUUUGUCCGUGGAAGGAUUGUGGAACAACGGCGGUUCCUCUUUGUCUUCCCGUCUGAAGAGUCUCUGGACACCGUUCUGCGUCGGGGUCCUUGGUCAUAUGCGGACCGCAUGCUCGUGCUUCAGAGGUGGUCUCCCGAUUUCGAUCCUCUGUCCCUUAAUUUCAUUCCUUUUUGGAUACAAAUUAGGGGCAUUCCACUCCAGUUCAUGAAUCUGGGAGUCAUUGAUAGCAUCGCUAGAUCACUGGGAGACAGAAUGGAGGUUGACUUUGAUCAAGCCACUGCUACUCGGGUUCAAUUCGUCAGAGUACGGGUCAAACUGAAUGUGGAUCAUCCUCUUCGAUUUCAGAGAAACUACCAAUUCUCUCCUGGGGUUAACACAAUCCUGAGUUUCUUCUAUGAGAGAUUGAGAGGCUUCUGCUCUGUUUGUGGCAUGAUGACUCAUGACUCAGGGAAUUGUCUGAUUCAAAAUGGUGGUCCGGGAAAUUCAGAUGGUGAUGACGAUGACGAAGGUGAUCAAGAGAUGCAUGGUAACCCGGGAGUCCACAUAGUGGAACUAGGAGAAGAUGGCCAGCCGAUUGUGGAACCGGAAGAUGAAGGUGAAGCAAACAUUCAGAAUGAACCUGUUGCUGCUGUUGUUGAAGAAGGCGGAGAGCUCUCAGAUAUUGACCCUGACCACAAUGCCUUGGAAGGAGACUGGUCUAAUGAAGAGGAAGUGCUUUUUAACCCUUUUCCUUCUUUUGCUAAUGCAACAGGUGACAUCCUAAGCCCAGCAGAGCUUCUGGAGAGGGAAAUUCGUAAACGCAAGCACUGCCAAGAGAAUGGAGAAUCAAGUAACGCACAAAAGAGGAAGAUUGAAACAGAGAACCAGUCUCCCUUCACCCGUAGAGGACAGAUCAAUGAAUCAGAUGGAAAUCACAAGGAUGAUGAACAUGACAGAGCCGCGGUGGGGCCAGUUCCACCACCAAAACAAGACAAUUAUAUUCGUGAUUUAGGUGUAAGUUUGGGGUUCAAUGGAAUGUGUCUUGUUUCACCUAGAGGUUUAAGUGGUGGCUUAGCUGUUUUGUGGCAAAAGCACCUUUCUGUUCAAGUUAUUUCCCAUGAUGUAAGGCUUGUAGAUCUUCAUGUUGAAUAUAAAUCUUUUAAUUUCUACUUGUCUUGCAUCUAUGGGAAUCCAAUUCCAAGUGAAAGACAUCACCUAUGGGAGAAACUCCAACGAAUUUCGGCUAACAGAACUGGCCCUUGGAUGAUGUGUGGUGACUUUAAUGAAAUUCUCCAACCUCAAGAGAAAAAGGGUGGAAGGAACAGAAGUAUUGGAAGCUGCAGAAACUUCCAUAAUAUGAUACAGUGCUGCAAUAUGAAAGAUUUGAACUUCAAAGGAAAUCCUUACAGUUGGGUUGGGAAAAGACAGAAAGAAACAAUUGAGAGUUGUCUUGACAGAGUCUUCAUCAAUUCGGAUUGGCAAGCAUCGUACCCUGCGUCUGAAACAGAAUUCCUACCAAUUGCAGGGUCUGAUCAUGCUCCUGUAAUAAUCAAUAUUGAAGAAGAGUUUUGUGUGAAAAGAGGACAGUUCCGAUACGAUAAACGUCAUAUAAAGUCUGAAGACUUCGUAGCAUCGGUUACAAGAGGAUGGAAUAAAGGAAAAACAGAUGAAUUUGGUGGUAUUCAACAGAAACUCAGUUCGUGCCGCCGAGAGUUGGCAAGGUCAAUCCAAGAAGGUAAAGCUCUGCUUCAACAAGGGUUAAGAGUGCGUAUAGGAGACGGCAAAACAACCCGUAUUUGGGAAGACCCCUGGUUACCGACACUGCCACCACGGCCUGCAAGUGGCCCAAUUCUUGAUGCUGAAAUGACAGUGGCAGAUCUCUGGAAGGCAAAUAAACGUGAAUGGGAUCCGGUAGUCUUUGAAGGAGUUCUCAAUCCUGAAGAUCAACAACUUGCACGGGAGCUUUAUCUAUCACAAUUUGCGGAGAAGGAUACUUAUGAAUGGGCAUAUACUCAGUCAGCACAAUAUACGGUACGCUCGGGAUAUUGGGUUGCAACCCACUUGCAUUUACCAGAAGAUGAGAUCAUUCAACCACCAAAAGCUGUCUGGCGAUGUGCCAAUAUUGAUAUUAACUACCAUAUAACUCCCCUUGGCGAUUUUGAGGAUAAUCUUCGUAAGGUGAUUGAGAUGGGAAAGAUCCAGUCCUUGCCUCUUUUUAACAAGUUAUUACCAUUCUGGAUAAUGUGGCGAAUUUGGAAAUCAAGGAAUGAUUUUCUCUUCCAAAAGAUUAAUCGAAGACCGGAAUCUACUGCCCAAAAAGGGAUUCAGGAUGUUAAAGAUUGGAUAGGGGCAACUCAAGGACAGGAAGAGGAUGUACGGUCUCUCUCACCAUGUCCGGACCAGCCUAUGAGAAGAAGAACCAGGAACGGACAGUGGUCUCCUCCUCCAACUGGUUGGCUUAAAUGCAACUUUGAUAGUGGUUUUCUACAAGAAAGAUCUUUCACAAAUACGGGUUGGAUAUUCAGAGAUUGUCGUGGCCAAGUAAUUCUCUCCGGAUGUGCAAGAUUACAACCUUCUAUAUCGGCACUUCAAGCUGAAGCUUUUGGAUUCUUACAUGUUCUUCAAGUGGCCUGGUCUUAUGGAUUCCGACAUGUUUGGUUUGAAGGAGAUAACUUGGAGCUCACUAAUCUGAUUAAUAAAGGUGGUGAUCAGCUUAAUCUAGGUACUGUUCUUUACGACAUUCGUGUUUGGACGUCGAAACUACCGUAUUCAUCAUUGGGUCAUGUAACCAGAGAGAAAAAUGCAGUAGCAGACAGGAUUGCUCGUCAAGCCUUGGAAAUUAAUGAGUUGUAUCAUGUUUUCAAUUCACCACCAUCGUGGUUGAUACAUUAUUUGUAUAACUCUUCUGUGAACUAAUAAAGAAAGUUAGAUGUUAAAA